GAGCGAUUCACAAACUCAGAGUUGUUUUGACCGCGUUGCCAUUUGGACGUCGCCGCAUUUUCCGCUUCUGCUCCGUCUCAAGUUCGCACCUCCAAUUUCGCGUCCUGACCGAAAAGUAAAAAAAUCGAAAACACACACCCCCAAUAAGCUCCACCCCAACCGCCGCCUUCUUGGCCAAUUGCUUAAGUUUGUCUGCAGUGAAAUUUAGUUUAGCAUUGCCAAAAAAUUUAAAAAAAAAAAGCAGAAAAAAAGAAAACCAAAUAUCUCCGUACUACAAGGCGUGUAAUUUUCUGUGUAUUUUUGCGCCUGAACCGGUGAACACCUAACCGCCAGAUCACGGAAUUCUCAUCUCAGAUCGCAUCCACACAUCCAUCCAAUCAUGGGCAAGGCAGAGUGCAUCAGCUAUGACGAGCAACAGUUGCCCUACAUCGAUCUGGGUUCGGCACAGAUCCGUAUGGAGAAGGAUGCCGCCCCAGAGUGGGCGCUGAAGAAGGCCCAAGACGAGCUGAGGGAGGUGCCCGGCGUUAAGGAGCAGGCCAUCGAGGAGCUCAGGAAACUGAUUCAGAAUGAAAAGUACCUGAAUCUGCCGCUGGAUGAUGAGUAUAUGAUGAUGUUCCUGCGUCCCACCCAUUACUAUCCAGACAGUGCCUUGAAAAGGCUCAAGAACUUCUAUCACAUGAAACUGAAGUAUGGAAUCGCUUGUGAGAACAUAAUCCCCAGCAAGUUGAGGAACGUCUUCGAGGCGAAUAUUCUGAAUUUGCUGCCCCAAAGAGAUCAGCACGGUCGUCGUCUUCUAGUCUUGGAAGCAGGCAAAAAGUGGAAACCCUCCCAAGUGCCCUUGGUGGAUCUGUUCCGUGGCAUUCAAUUAACCGUCUUGGGUUCCAUGGUGGAGCCUUACUCACAGAUUUGCGGUGCAGUUGUCAUUAUCGAUAUGGAAGGGCUGCCACUUAGCCACAUUACACAGUUUACACCGUCGUUUGCCGCCAUGUUGCUGGACUACAUCCAAGAAUGCAUCUGCAUGCGCUUGAAGGCGGUUCACAUCGUGAAUAAUUCAUAUAUUUUCAAUAUGCUAUUCGCCAUUUUCAAGCCAUUCAUUCGGGAGAAGCUGCGCAAGAGGAUCUUCUUCCAUGGCAAGGACUACAAGUCCCUGAUCUCCCACAUCGAGGCCAGUGCCUUGCCUCCCAAAUACGGUGGCUCUGCCACUUGGGAACUGCCGCCUGGCAAGCUCCUGGGAGAGUUCUUCGAGUGCUACUCCAAGGAUUACGAACUGGCUGACAGCUAUGGCUAUACUGAGGGCUACAAAAUGAAGAAGUAAAAGUACAAGAUUAAAACCCCUAACUAGCCCCUCCCCAAACUCCCCUUUUCUAUUUGUAUUUUAGUCACUUAAGUUGGGUCAUUUGUGAUAUUGCAAAUAUUGUCGUACUUUAAGUCAUAGUCUCUUUGCCCUUAAAAUUUAAGGUUCAGAUCAAAAUAUUCACAAUAAUUCGCAGGCUCAUGAUUAAAGCUCAUGAUCUAGGCAUUAAACUCGAUACCAUAUUAUGUACUAUACAUAUUCUAUAACUGUUAUUGAAAUAAUAAAGAUGAAAAAAGAUUUUGUUAAAACUUGAAA
Messenger RNA from Drosophila eugracilis, 1609 nucleotides. Its product is annotated as alpha-tocopherol transfer protein-like. The coding region runs from base 380 to 1315 and encodes 311 amino acids. The transcript is spliced from 8 exons. Gene Ontology annotation, cellular component: membrane. Gene Ontology annotation, molecular function: phosphatidylinositol bisphosphate binding. The record is from RefSeq and is a predicted model, not a curated record. Lineage: Eukaryota; Metazoa; Arthropoda; Insecta; Diptera; Drosophilidae.